AUGCAGUACUAUUACAUAUACAAGCUGUAUUCCCGCUUGUACUGCGCCCUUGUUCUCGCUCACUCUCUGCGCGAUGCGCACACGACGAAGCAGCUGGCCGUCCUGGUCACGCUCGACACCGUCUCGGCUGCUUCGGUAACCCAGCUCAAGACCGUCUACGACCAUGUCAUUCCCGUCCCGAGGAUACAAAACGCCCACCCGGCAAACCUGCAUCUCAUGAACCGCGGUGAUCUCCACUCGGCCUUCACGAAGAUCAAUCUGUGGAAGCAGCUUGAAUUUUCCAAGAUUGUCUACAUCGACGCCGACGUCGUCGCUUACCGUGCCCCCGACGAGCUAUUCGCCAUCGAGGACCCCUUUGCCGCCGCUCCCGACAUUGGAUGGCCCGACCUGUUCAACACGGGCGUCAUGGUCCUCACCCCCAACAUGGGCGACUACUACGCCAUGAUGGCCAUGGCCGACAGGGGGAUCUCCUUUGACGGCGCCGAUCAGGGCCUCCUCAACAUGCAUUUCCGCAACGACCACCGCCGCAUUAGCUUCGCUUACAACGUCACUCCCUCGGCCCACUACCAGUAUAUACCCGCCUUCCGUCAUUUUCAGUCUAGCAUCAACAUGGUUCACUUCAUCGGCCCCGACAAGCCCUGGUUUUCUGGGAGGCACGCGCCCCAUGGGAACUCGCCCUUUGAUGAGAUGGUUGGGAGGUGGUGGGCCGUGUAUGAUAGGCACUAUCGAAAGGUACACGAGGCCAUACCGCUCAGCAUUCGGCACCGGCUAACAGAUCAUGCAACGUACAGGAAUCCCCGGCAGCAGUGCCGCGAGGGCAUCACGCACCGGCUACCGGCACCCACGAGCACCCAGGACAUCACCCUCCAGGCUGCUCUGUUCGCCUCGGAGCGCGGUCUUGCCGGAGUCGGCAAGCCUGAGCUUGAGGAGCACGCUUCCGAGCCUUCCGCCCCGUCGAUACCGCCCCGUCAAUAUACUCAUACUGAGCACCGUGCUGAGCAGCACCAUGCUGAGCAUCACGCUAAGUCUCCUCCCCGAGCACCAGUCAUCAUGGAGGAGACUUGGGAUGCGCAACGACGGCCCCCGCCGGCCGGUUCGAAACCCGAGGCGAUCGACCUCCCAUCUGCGCACUACCCAAUGUCGCGCGACGUUGCGCCCUUUGUCGCCCCGCCGAGGUAUCCCAGCCCUCCCAAGGAUAUGUGGUACGAGGUUCCAAAGGAGCCGACCACGCCUGCCGAACCACCUAAACCGAUGUUUCCGUGGGAGAACCGACGGCCGCCUCCCACACGGACAUUUGCCGGCCAAGAAGAGCCGUCUUCUUCUUCUGCGGAACGAAGCGACCCCGUCUCGGAGCAGGAGCACACUGCGUCUUCAGACAGAUCCGGCAAAGCGCCGUCUACGCCGACAAAGGAGACACCCAAAUCCCCGGAGCCCUCGGUUGGGCCCUGGUCAUCCUUCCAGCUCAACAACGCGUGGGAUCAGGUCCCCCAGAUUGGCCGCUACGUCGACAGCCUGCAGAAGCACCGCCGUGUGAGGAGCCUGGGCCCGAACGCGGCGGAUGUCUCUUCCCCUCAGCAGGGAGCCGCCUUCCCGUCGGGUGCCCCAAGCCUCCAACAUCGACGGAUAGGCGGCUUCAAGCUGACCGACUUUCCCACCGAGGCCGAACGCCCAAGCCUGCCCGUCACCCCAGCACCCAUUGGCCGAUCAUACUUUUGGGGUCAAGAUGAUGACCACGGCGACAGUGGGGGUGGCGGCGAACGCAGCUUGAGCGGGCAGGGUCAGAGGCCGAGUGGUUUCGGUGCUGGAAUGACGGUGCUUCCACCAGCCGAGGGGGUUCCAAACCAGUCCGACUGGGAUCCAGAGCUGCAGCUCCAGAAGCUCGCCAAGCAGCAGCAUGAACACAUCCUCCGAAAGUUGAGUGGCGACUCUGCAGCUGCUCAAGCAGGGGGGAGAGAGAUGGCGAUUCCCAACCGUGAGAUGCCAUUCGGGUCCGAGGAUGCCAGGUCACCGACGUAUAGUUCUCAGAUGGCGCCUAGGUCUGGUGCUUCCGGUGCUGCCGCCACCACUGCAGCGGCUGCGGGAGUGACGGAGACGACGCCCUUCUCUCCUUCCAUGUCCUCUACUACCGCCGCUUCGCCUGCUGCGGAUGCCGGUGCCGGUGCCGGUGCCGGUGCUGCGGAUACCCAAGGCAAGGCUGUACAGUUUGGCUUCACGACGGAGGAACACGUAGCGGGGGAGAGGGGAAGAAGAGUCGGUAACCUGUACGGUUAG
Messenger RNA from Geosmithia morbida, 2271 nucleotides. RefSeq names its product glycogenin. Lineage: Eukaryota; Fungi; Ascomycota; Sordariomycetes; Hypocreales; Bionectriaceae. Bases 1 to 2271 code for a protein of 756 amino acids. Gene Ontology annotation, cellular component: cytoplasm. The transcript is spliced from 7 exons. Gene Ontology annotation, molecular function: glycosyltransferase activity. The record is from RefSeq and is a predicted model, not a curated record.